CAGAAUAUCGUGAGAUUCAACAGUUUUCAUUUAUAAUUUAAAUAGGCUGUGUGGAUCUUCUAAUAUAACCGUACUUUGUGCUUUAAACAAACAAAUAUGUUGUAAUAUAAGUAUAGUCGUUACAUUUCUCUAAGUUUAGGGUAACCGGCGAGAAAUUGAAGUAAAAAUAGGGAUGGUUAGCGGCAACGUGUUUCCACAUGAAUUACCAUUGGUCAUUGAACGCGAGUAGCGUAAAGCAAUUUCACUCUCGUCCACCAAGGCAACCACGAGGCCCUGUCAUUUUCAAAGCAGUUCUUUAAGCGUAGUGGAGGGAGUUUUAAUGAAAAAUAACAUAAAGACCUUAAGCGACUUCAUAAAUAACCCCAACAGAUUAUAAACAUCAGGAAUUAUCGUUGACAGAAGACGCCAUCACUGAAGGACCCAGUUUGCUGACGACAGAUUGUGACAUUUCUCCGGGGGAAUAAUGGAAAUUGUAAACAGCAAAGGGCCAAUUCUGAGUAACUGGGAAGUUUAUGCACUGCUUCAAGAUCUAUGUUCUCAGGAUGGAAAAGGAAGACGAAGCUUGGCCAAGACGCAGACGCAUUUCGCUAAGAUAGCUUUUGAUACUCUGAAGUACCUUGAGAAAACACCAUGUCGCACCCAAAGUCCAGAGGUAAUUCACAGCUUCCUCGAGUCAAUUAAGGAUUUCAAACUGACCAAAGCUGAAAAACUCCAGCUGAUAAACUUACGACCGACAACUCCUGUUGAGAUGCAGUUGAUCAUUGAAGACAGUGAGGAGCGUCUGACAGAGGAGCAAGUGGAUCAGCUCAUCACGUUAAUAGACCACCACCUGCCCGACAGUCCUGAGCAGAUGGUAAAUGGAAAGCCAAAUCAAUAACAAUAGCUUAAAUGGGAUGAUUGUGUGUAUUAUAUUUUUACGGCAGUUCACGUUUUUAUAUUGUUUAAGGUUUGCUGUUGAUUUUUGUACUCUUGCUAGUUCAAUUCAUUGAUAAUUUUGCUGUUAAGCUUUGUUGAAGUUUAGCCUGUGAAUAAUCAGUACUACUGUACUACUGUUGAGGAUAUUAAGAUUGCGUUGUAAUGUAUAAAUUGAAAAAGGGUGGUCUGUAACUGAACUGAACAAGCCACCACUUUUCAUUUGGUCAGUUGCAAAAGUAUUCAUGAUAGCUCACUUGUCAUAAUGCAUUUAUUUUGAGAUUCAGAAUUUCCAUUGUAAGUGUAAAGUAAAUAGUUUGCAAGUGAUCUUUAGCAUGUUUAAUAUACAGACAAUUUAUACCCUAGUAACACAAAACAAUUGUUUGUGGAUUAAGUCAGGUCCUCAUAUACUGUAGUAUAUAAGAGAUCCUCACAUGAAAAUGAAAGAGGAGGUACCAAGUCUUUCAACUUUUAUUCCAAAGUCCUGAAGAUGACUUUGAAAUAAAAGUUGAAAGUCUUGGUACCUCCUUUCAUUUUCAUGUGAGGAUUACUUUUGGAACGGCAAGAUAUACUGUAGUAUGUGGAUCCAGUUAAUAAAAUGUGAGCUGUAAAUACGCUGUUCAUAAGGGAGCAACUACGAUGAACAACUUUUAUGUUUUUUAGAAAAUAUAUGAGUAGGAUGUUAUAUAGGUAAGUGCAAGAGCAAUACCAAUGACUAAAAUUAAAUUGACAUGAGUAAACUAUUUAACAAUAAUAUUGUAGUAAAGCUGGGAAACAGUAGCACAAUUUAGCAUAUUUUUCAUAAUUAUGAAUGAAGAUUUUAUUUGGAUUAUGUCGUCUAAUCUUCAGUGUAAAUGUCAUUCAGCAGUUACAUUUAUAGUUAAUAUAUUAAUAAGUAGUUCUGUAUAACAUUAAUUGCAAGCCAUGCAACCAAAAUUAUAGAGGAAAAAAUUCUGUGGUGUGUUAUUGUAUGUGUAUUUAAUUCAUCAUUUGACUGGACUAAAGAUGAAUCUUGACUUUUCAUAACUGGUGUAUAUGUAUAGUAGUUACUUGUUAGAAAGGGUGUCCAAGUUUAGGUGGAAAAAUCAUUAUCCUUUUAAAGAGAUUAAAGUUCAGAAUCUCAGUAGAGCUUCUAAGAUUAUAUACAUUUUUAACUCCCAAUGCUUUAGUUUGCUUGGAGUAAUGUAUUCCCCUGGUGAGAGAUUUUAAAUUACAAAAGGUUAGUGUACAGCUUUUGAGAAUAAUUUCCAUUUUUAAUAACCAAAUUAUCUGGGAAGAAUUUUUCCUUUUAAUACUCAAUUGCUCAAAAAUGAAACAUGGAAUGAAUAGUCUUAAUGUUUACAUUAAGUAGACUGUAUUUCUAAGGGGUGAUUUAGCUUUCAAAAGUGGCCACUAGUAGGACCAUUGUUAACCUAAUAUUUGUUUAGUAAUUUAUGGAGUUUAAAUGGCUUAAACUGUAUAUUGAAGGUUGUGAUAUUUUGUGUGGGGCUUAUUGUGAAAUGUAUUGUAUCAGAAAGAUGAUACUGAACAAUGUAUGUAACAUUUUUUUGUUUAUGCUGAAAAACUUAAUAUAUUUUGUAUUAAAUGA
Messenger RNA from Macrobrachium nipponense, 2500 nucleotides. It is a transcript of the gene Polr3I, whose product is annotated as DNA-directed RNA polymerase III subunit RPC9-like. Gene Ontology annotation, cellular component: RNA polymerase III complex. Gene Ontology annotation, biological process: transcription initiation at RNA polymerase III promoter. The record is from RefSeq and is a predicted model, not a curated record. Lineage: Eukaryota; Metazoa; Arthropoda; Malacostraca; Decapoda; Palaemonidae. Bases 464 to 877 code for a protein of 137 amino acids. The transcript has 4 exons. Gene Ontology annotation, molecular function: nucleotide binding.